GGACUAUUCUCCGUGCGGACUUGUGCACGUUUAGAGUACAAUCUGUAGCCCUAUCUCUCCUUCUCAAUGGGGAGGGGUUUGACCCUCCAGACCGUCAGGAGAUCUUGGCCUGUACCUGAGUAUUCUUGCUGGCUUCAGGGCGCAUUAGGCAUCAUCCUUCCACUUAGGUCAAGGUUCCUUUUCCGAGCGCUGGAAGGCAGGGCUCGAUACGGCGUAUGCUGUCAGUGGUCCUUUAAACCCAAACAACAGCAACAACAACUAGGACGUUGAUUCUGUAAGCAGCUGCAGUGACGACAGACAUUGCUGAAGCAACACAGCUAUAGUAAUUCUACAUCACAAUUCGUGCAGUCGUCGGGAGAAGAAGAAACCUCUUAGCAAACUACUGACCACUCUAGGGAGGUUCCUUCACGCUGGUGAGGGGCUCUGGAUCUAGGGAAUUGGAUCUGUGCUCCAACUUAAAAAUGUCAAGCAAACUUGAUCAUGACUGCUGUUUUGUAUGCUCUCGAACAGUAGAUAAAGGUAGGGGUGUCAAGGGCACUGCUCGUCUCCGACACACUGGCACACAGGUGUCCAAAGUCAUUGGAGACAUAAUAAAACAAACAGUCAGUUUUUCUAAACUUUGCUUCAGAUGCUACCGUUUGACACUUGGAAUAGAUUAUCAUAAAAGGGAACUUAAAACACUAAAGGAAUUAUUUUUUAAGCUUUAUAAUGAUAAAUUAAAUAUAAGUAGUAAUCUUUUAAACAUUGAUGAAUCAAGUGAGACAGAAAUGGUCGAUGGUGGUAAUGACAGAAUUCUUUUUAUAACAAAUGUGUCAUCUGAUGAAAGAUGCAAGGAACAGUCUGAACCAGUUCUACAAUGCUCAGAAUCUUCAUCCAGUGAUCAUGUGUAUUACAAAAAUGUGAUUGACAAUCAGCUUGAAAACUUUGAUUUUGCUGGAAAAAAAACUGAAGAGAAAUAUUGGGAAACUGAAAAUAAUAUGCAGAAUUCUCCAGUGUGUGGAAAUCAUCAUAAACAUUUCAGAAAAUUUGAAUUUGAGAUAAAUUUGGAAAUAGAGAAUAACUCUGAACCCUGCAUUCAGAAUACUAAUUCAAAAUGUGAAACAGAUGAAAGUGUUACUGAAAAGGAGGAUAAAGAAAUAAGUGUAGAUCAUAUAGUACAUACAUUACCAUCAAAGAGAAGAAAAAUAGCAAAGAAGCUAGAAGAAUUUGAAUAUUAUACAGAUGAUGUCAGAGGGUUGGAUUCAGGAUUGUGUAGCAGUAGUGGAAAAUAUUCCUCUGUAUGUGAGAGUUCUAAAUUAGCAUGUAGCAAAAGUAAUAUCAGUUGUGACUUGUGUAAAAGAGAUUUUCCUCUCAAAAGAGAGUAUAUUAAUCAUGAGUGCUUUAAAAAGAAGGAAAAAAGAAAUGUAUCAUAUAUAUGUAAAGGAUGUCAAAGUGUUUUUGCUGUGAGAAGGGAUUACAUUAAACAUAUUGAACUAUGCUACAAAAAUAUGCCAGUCAAGUGUUCAUUUUGUCCAGUGAAGCUCUCUAGUGCUGCAUACCUUCCACGGCAUAUGAAGUCAUUUCAUAAUGAUUUAACAGCACUUUUAAAGGGAUGCCUAUGUGACCAGUGUGGCAGGAGCUUCAGCAGGAAAGAAGCCCUUGAGCGACAUCAAGCUUGCGUUCAUGGUCUUUCACAUGGAACUCAUCAGUGUCCUCAGUGUGGCUAUACUUUUCCACACACCUCCCUGUUAGCUGAACACUUGAGGGCUCAUAAAGGUUACCCAUGCACUGAAUGUAACAAAACCUUCAGUUGCAUGUCCAACCUGACUCUGCACAAAAGAACACAUCACCAGAAGAAAGCAUUAUAUCACUGUUCCAGUUGCAAUAAACAUUGGAGAUUUCAUGCUAGUUACACCUAUCAUAUGCGCAAGGUUCAUGGAUUUGCUCAGCACAAAUGUUUAAAAUGCAAGUUAUUAUUUUCUGCAGAGGAUGCUUUAGAAAAACAUAAAAAUGUCUGUGUCACUGAUUUGGAGGCUAAUAUGAAGCCCUGUAAUGCCAAAAGCAAUAAAUCAAAAAAAAUUGGAGAUGAUGAAGACAAGAGUAUCAACAGAACUGAAGGGGUAACAAGGACAAAACCUACUGUAGCAGCUAGUUUUAAAGAAGAGGAGCUUCAGGAUACAGUGUUACCAAAGAUAACUUCUGUUCACUGUAAACUUGAUAAUGAUAAAACCAGUCAGGCUUCAUUGAACAGCAGUGCAAGAAUAGAACUGGUGCCUGCAGACUUUACAAGCAGAUGUGUAAAUAUUUUAAAUAGGAAAAUUGAACAACCAAACAUAGAAACUGUAGCCUCUUGUAUAUCAAACUUUUAUAAUGAACAGCAGAGUUUUGUAAAAUCUAAAGAUACUCUAGUUUUUGUGCCACCUGUGGUUGAACUGAAGGAAACCAAGGUUAUGUAUCAAGUGUCUGCCCAAGAGUCAUCCAUGCCAUCUGGAGAAAUUAUACUUGAAACUCUUGAUGACUUGGGUGCUGAUUGUCAAUAUGUUAUUCUAGUAGAAGAUGGGAGUGGUUUGACCUCCAAAUAACUGGUAAAGUGGUUUUAUUUGUACUUUUUAAAGCACAAGGCAUCUUGGGGUUGUAAAUAAGCAUAGGUUCACAUUGAACCCUUUGAGGGUUAAAUGUGAACCCAUUUGUAGUUCUAUGCCUUGUCCACAGGGUCCAGUUAUUAUUUUUUUUCUUAUGAAAUGGUAGAGAAUCUUUUUCUGAAGGUAAUAAAGUGAAAAGUAUGAAAUUUGAUGAAAAGUUGACAAAAUUACACUAUCGCAAGUUUUACUGCAUGAGUGAUAUUGACACAUCGGCGAUUUUGCCCACUUUGACUCCUAUUUUAGGCCAAUUACAUUAUUCCAGUCAGCCAAAUUCUUAGCUAUUUUGCUAGUUUCACUUCUAUUUUAUCAAUUGAGUGCAAGAAACUGCCCAAUUAACUAUUUCAACUACCCAAUAAAGUGAUCAGAAAUUAGUAAUUUGACCAAUUUCACACAAAGUUCAAAAUAUUCAAAUUUCAAAGUAGGGUCCAGAAUAAACAUUGCAGACAUUCCUGGCACUAAAGUAACAUUUUCUCUGUUUAUUAGUUACAUUUUCUGGCUUUACAGAUGAAUUCCAUUUUGAUUUUUCAUUCACAUAAAGAAUUUUUAUUCACACCAAAAAUUAGAAGAUUUACUGUUAUGCUAUAUUGUAAUACUUGUAUAAAUAAUAUCAGCGCAUUCAUGAACAUAGACCCACCAGUUGAUAUGUAUUGGAUGCAUGACGUCAUUUGUUUAUUCCUGAACAUCAGCAAAAAUCGAACAUUUCCGCUACUUUGAGCUCAAUUUCAAGCUAUUUUCAUUACUAAAACCAAUCAAAAUCAUCUCUGUUUCUGUGAUAUAUCUUCCAUUCCAUCAUAUGAGACCAUUGAAUCGUGAAUACAACUGUAAAACAUACAAAAAUACACCGCAAAGUUGCCGUUUUAAUCCAAAACCAUGGUCGCAGUUUUUUCUCAUGCACUGUGUGCUGCAGGAUUUGUUAUAUGUGGUGCACACUACCACAUAGAUGCAUUCUCUCAUAUUUAGACCCAAAUUUACCUCUUACUGCUUAUCUGAGUGAGCUGAGCUCGUGACGUAGUACUACGGCUUGGGCCCUGGCUUCAGAGCCAUAGAACUACGGGAUGGGCCCUCAGAGAGUUAAAUUGUCUGACGUGUUACUGCAAAGUAAUAAGUUGAGGCGAUCCUUUGCUGCCUUGAGCCCCAUAGCACUUUUCUCUUGCUUGCUAAUAUAAGUUAUCGAUGGCAUCUUUUUUCAACAAUGCCUUAUUACUUCAGCAUUAAAUACUUGAUUCAUAGUCACCCUUGGUGACUAUGACUUGCAGCUGUGUGGUCAGUAGAAGAACUUUCAAUAGAAAAUUUAUUAUGCAAUCAACUGCAAAGUUUAAGCUUGAGGAACAAGCCUGCAUUAAACAAGCACUCUUCUUCAGACCUUCAUUACACACUUUUAUAGUAUUCAAAGGUGCUUUUCCUUAUUAACUCUUGUGGUCUGUGGCAUAGUACAGGUCCACCAUCACUAAUCCUGCAUCACUGGGACCUGAAGGGUGCCAGAUUAGUGAUUUUGCCAAAUCACAGAGUGGUUAGGUUAGAAUACACUUAAUAAAGGUUAAUCAAGUUAACCAACUUGACUUACACAAGAAUGUUCAUCACUGCCGCUUCCAAAGUGAAGAGCUGAAAUUUACAACUAAACACAUUUCCAUGUAUUGAGGUGAAGGGCUGUCAGGGUUGCCAUCUUGAGGUGAAGGACUUUCAGGAUUUCCAUCUUCAUCUUGGAAGGUGACUCAGAUAUCAGGAACUGAUGAUGAUGGUGGCAGCACAUCUGGGUGAGCAGAUAUUGAAGGGACUAGAUUUUCAAGUGCUGACUACUCUGUUGCAUGCUCUUUAGCUAUUUUUUUUUUUAACAUAUCUUCAGAGUAUACAAAUCUGUAGUGGAGGGAAGGCAGCCUUUCCUAGGCUGACCUAGGGGUCAGCCUAGGAAAGGUUGGAGGGAGGGGGUAAAGGAGGUUUUGUGUACGAGGGGCUUGGACUUCCAGCAAGCGUGCUUGAGCAUGUUAGACAGGAGCAAAUGGAGACAAAUGGUUUUUAGGACUUGAUAUGCUGUUGGAGUGUAAGCAAGGUAACAUUUAUGAAGGGAUUCAGGGAAACCAGCAGGCCGGACUUGAGUCCUGGAGAUGAGAUGUACAGUGUCUGCACUCUGAAGGAGUGGUGUUAAUGCUGUAGUUUUAUAACUGUAGUGUAGGCAUACCUCUGGCAAGACAGUGAUGGAGUGAAUGACGAUGAAAGUUUUUCUUUUUCGAGCCACUCUGCCUUGGUGGGAAAUGGCUGAUGUGUUAAUAAAAAAAGUAAUCUUGCAAGCUGAGCUGUUUCAUAUAUUUUGGCCUUUUUUUGAUUACUUUUUCUUGCAGCAUGUAAACGUUCGUUAUUUCUUGUUCACUCAUAAAACUGCGUUGCUCUAGACCUUUUAGGAGUUCACCUGGCAACUAAAUUAACCUGUCAAUAAAGAGACUUUCUGCUACUUCUUCAUCACUGCUUUCUCCUCUGGCUUGUUGCUGUGGAUUUACAACCAUCUGCACAAUUUCUGAGUCAGUAUAAUGUUGAACAGUAGCUGCAUCUUCAUCUACAUUCAUCCAUUCCGCAACAUUAUCUACAUCCAUCCUCAAUGCAAGAUCCUUCGCAGCAGGAUUAGCCUUAUCACGAGCAAAAGAAAGCAGUUCAUGUAUGAUCUGUUUUCCCUUUGAAGCCCUUAAUCCUGUAAAGUCAUUUUCAGUGUCUUCACCAGGUGCAGUCUCAAACAUUAACUCUGACCAUUAACCCAUCCAUUUUUCAGUGUGGAUGUCUCUACAGACUUCCAAACAUUGGCAACACAGUAAACCAUAUCUCUCACAUUAAAUUCCUUAAAAAACUCACAUACUGGUCUGCCAAAGUUAACUGCAGUCAGUAGGUACCUCAUAAUAUGGGUGUGAUGCUUAGACUUAAAAGAACGUAGUAUGCCAUUGUCCUGGAUUUGAAUUAAUGAUGUGCGGUUAGGUGGGAAGUACAUACUGAAAAUGCUCUUUGCUAGGAGUUCUGUUUUUGAAUGUAUUGAACAGUUGUCUAAAAUAAGCAUUAUCUUACAGUUGUGGUCCAGACCAAUAGUCACAGUGAGCUCUUGCUUUGGGAACAAAAUAAUUUUCAAACCAAUUCAGUGUAAUGUCACUUGUUAUCCAUCCUUUUUUUUGUUGGCAUGGUAAAUCAUAGGAAACUGUGUCAUACCUUUGAAAGCCCUGGUACAUAAACUUUUACUGAUGACCAGCAACUCACAUGUGUGUGAUCCUGCUGCAUUAGAGUAGCCCAACACAGUGACACGAUCUUUUGAUGCUUUAUAUCCCGCUAGUGAUUUUGCAUCCUUAGUUGUCAGAGUUUUUCUUGGUGCACAUUUCCAAUACAAUGCUGUCUCAUCUGCAUUGUAGACCUGCUUGGGACUUAAUUUUUCAUCUGAAAAUAACUUAGCAAACUCAUCAACAAGUUUAGUAGCUCCUUCUGUGUCUGCUGAAUGUUUUUUGCCACACUGCACGAAACUUUAAGCCAUGUCGAUCCUUGAAAUCCUGCAGCCAACCUUCGCUAUAAUCACACUCAUAAUCUAGUCCUAGUUCUUCAUGAAAAAUUUUAGCUUGUUCCUUCACCAGAGCUCCAAACAGCUUAACACCUUCACUUACACGUAGCCUUAUCCACUUCGUCAGAACUAGAUAUAGUUCUGAACGUUUUCUUUCCUUCAUUGUUUUCCUUUUACACAUCUGUUUCUUGGGAUCAAUAAGCAGAGAAACUCAGUAAUUUUUCUUUCUGUUUCUUUAUGUCAUAAACUGUCGAAGAGCCAAUGCUGUAUAAUUCACACAAUCUUCUCACAGACACACCGCUGUCGAGUUUUUUCAAAAGUUCAACCUUAUCUUUCAUGGAAAAUGUAUGGUGUUUGCACUUUACACAAUGAGAAGCAAUUCCUUUGUUCAUUGGAACCAUGGCUAGGGUUAAAAGUGAGCAGGUUAUAACAAUAAAUGGAGAAAAGCAACUUGGCAUGACUAAUGCAGUAAUCUGAAACCAAGAUAACAGUGCAUAAGUGUUUGCAAUAAAGCUAACAGAAUCCUUGGCUUCAUAGCAAGAAGUAUAAAUAAUAGAUGUCCUUAGGUUGUUCUUCAACUCUAUAUGUCUUUGGUUAGGCCUCAUUCAGAUUAUGCUGCGCAGUUUUGGUCAUCGUAUUACGGAAUGGGUAUAAAUGCACUGGAAAAUGUACAAAGGAGGAUGACAAAGUUGAUCCCAUGUAUCAGAAAUCUUCCCUAUGAGGUUAGACUGAGGGCUCUGAAUCUGCACUCUCUAGAAAGGCAUAGAAUUAGGGAGGAUAUGAUUGAGGUGUAUAAGUGUAAAACAGGAAUUAAUAAAGGGGAUGUAAAUAAUGUGCUGAAAAUAUCUAGCAUAAACAGGACUUACAGCAAUGGUUUUAAAUUGGAAAAAUUCAGAUUCAGGAAGGAUAUAGGAAAGCACUGGUUUAGUAAUAGAGUUGUGGAUGAGUGGAGCAAACUCCCGAGUACUGUCAUAGAAGCUAAGACGUUGUGUAGUUUUAAAAAUUGGUUUGAUAAAUAUAUGAGUGGAUCUGAGUUGGACUUGACUAGCUCGUGCUACUAGGUCAGAUGCUGUGCUCCUCCCUUAAGUGAAUGUGACUGACCUGACUAGGUCAAGGCAUUGGCUUAAGCUGGUGGGAGAACUGGACCUGCCUCACAUGGGCCAGUAGGCCUGCUGCAGUGUUCCUUUUUUUCUUAUGUUCAAACAGUAGUGGCAGGUUGGUGCUGCAACCCUCGAAAUUUGAGGUUUGUUUACAUUCUCCAUGAGCACAUCUCUAUUUUAUGUUUGGAAACUUUUCCAAAUUUCAAGUGUUUUAAAGUUUUUUCAUAUUUUAUAUAGUACAGUGGACCCACGGAUUACAUUGUCGUCAGAUUUCGUAAUAUUUGGAAUGAGUAACAUUUUUUCAUCAAAAUAUUGGCUCGGUGAUUGUCAUUGAACUCGGUAUUAGUCAUUCGUCCCGAACAUGUCCGGGCGGUCUGAGCAGCCCAACACACCAUUUACAGUCAGUGUGCCAAUGUUUAUCAGCCAGUGAGGACGAUCCCACACGUUCAUAUGAUACAUUUUGUAUUAUUCCAUUAUUUUUAUUUCUUGUAACUGCUAAAUAAGCCACCAUGGGCCCAAAGAAAGCUUCUAGUGCCAGCCCUUUGGUAAAGAGGGUGAGAAACACUACAGAAUUCAAGAAAGACAUCAUUGCAAAAUAUGAAAGUGGAGUGCGUAUCGUCGAGCUGGACAGGUUGUAAAACAAACCCCACACAACCAUUACUUCUCUCGUGGCCAAGAGAAAGGAAAUCAAGGAAGCUGUUGCUGCAAAAGGUGCAAAUAUGUUUGCAAAACAGAGAUCACAAAUACAAGAGAUAGUGUUAUGCAGUCAACAAUUUGUGAAAAGGUAAGGCAGUUGCAUGAUGAUCUCGUAAAAAAAAUGCCUGGAACUAGUGCUGAUAUUGGUGAAUUUAAGGCUAGCAAAGGCUGGUUUAAGAGAUUUAAGAAGCAUAGUGGCAUACAUUGUGUGAUAAGGCAUGGUGAGGCUGCCAGUUCUGACAAAAAAGCGGCUGAAAAAUAUGUUCAGGAAUUCAAGGAAUACAUAGAGGUUGAAAAAUUCAAACCCCAACUGGUGCUCAGUUGUGACAAAACAGGCCUCUUUUGGAAGAAAAUGCCAAAGAGGACCUACAUUACUCAGGAGGAAAAGGCACUCCGAGCACGCAAGCCUAUGAAAGACAGGCUAACUGUAAUGUUUUGUAGUAAUGCUAGUGGAGAUUUCAAAGUGAAGCCUUUACUGAUGUAUCACUCUGAAAAUCCCAGUGUUCAAGAAAAACAUUGUCACCAAGAGUAAAUUGUGUGUGAUGUGGAAGGCAAACAGUAAGGCAUGGGUCACGAGGGACAUUUUCCUUAAUUGGUUCAAUGAAGUGUUUGGACGCAGUGUGUAGAAAUACCUCUGGGAAAAUAAAUUGGAACUCAUCUGCCUCCUGGUAAUGGACAAUGCUCCUGCUCAUCCUCCAGACUUGGAAGAGGAAAUGGUGCAGGGGUUUCAUUUCAUCAAAGUAAAGUUCUUGCCCCCAAUACCACUCCUCUCCUCCAGCCCACGGACCAGCAGGUCAUUUGAAAUUUCAAAAAGCUGUACAUCUAAGCAGUGUUUCAAAAGUACUUUGAAGUGACCUCAGACACUGAAUUGACCCUAAGAAAGUUCUGGAAAGAUCACUUCAGUAUUCUCCAUUGCAUAAACCUUAUAGGUAAGGCUUGGGAGGGAGUGACUUCCAGGACUUUCAACUCUGCUUGGAGAAAAUUAUGGCCACAAUGUGUACGAGAGAGGGAUUUUGAAGGGUUUGGGGCUGACCCUGAGGAGCCUAUGUCAGUUGUAGAAAGUAUUGUGGCAUUGGGGAAUUCCAUGGGGUUGGAUGUGAGUUUUGAGGAUGUGGAAGAGUUGCAGGAGGACCAUGAUGAAGAGCUAACCACUACAGAGCUGCAAGAGCUUCAUCUGUAACAGCAAGAGACCACAGCUCAGGAAAUUGCUUCAGAGGAGGAGGAAGAGAGAUGGAGGAAGGUGCCUUCUUCAAAGAUAAAGGAGAUUUGUACAGUGUGGACAAAUGUGCAAACAUUUAUAGAUGAACUUCACUCUGACAAAGCUGUUGCAGGCCGUGUUGGCAACAUGUACAGUGACAAUGUUGUGUCCUAUUUUAGGGAAGUUUUAAAGAAAUGCCAGAUAUAGACCUCUCUGGAACACUUUUUUGAGUGAUAGGGGUCCAGUGACUCUCAAGCUGGUCCUAGUGGCAUUAAAACACAAAGAAGGGAAGUAACCCCAGAAAAGGACUUGGUAUCUGAAGUCUUUAUGGAAGGGGAUUUCCCUUCCAAACAAUAGUACACCUCCAGCCUCUCCCCUCCUCCCAUCUCAUCACUCAUCAAUAAGUCUUCAAUAAAGGUAAGUAUCAUUUUAGUAUUGUUUUAUUCUGCAUGUCUCAUUGUUUUCUUUGUAGAGAAAUGUAUAUUUCAUGUAAAAAAAUGAUUUUUUUAAUACUUUCGGGUGUCUGGUAUGGAUUACAUGUAAUUGGAUUUCCAUUAUUUCUCAUAGGGAAAAUUAAUUCGUAAAUCGUCAGAUUCAGGUUUAGUCACUCUCUCUGGAAUGGAUUAAUUACAACAACCAGGGGUUCACUGUAACUGCAUUUAUGUGUAACUAUAAAAGCUUACUUACUCACAAACAUGGAAAUAAACGUGUCUGAACAAUAACCAGAAGCAUUCGUCUGCUUGUUUACAGACUCUGCGUCUCUCUCCUAUCUCAUUUACUCUUUCUCGUUUAUUUGUUUUAUCUCGUUUACUCACCUCUCGCCCUACAUUAAGACUACAAAUAUUUUAAGGUAAGAUAUAUGCAUUUUAUCGCUCUAGGGCACUUUAAAUUUGUAUUAUGUGUGGGUGGGGUGACCAUACCUACCACACCUGACUACCAUACCUGACCUCUUACAAUAUAUACUACUCACUUCUAACCCUACAUUAUGACUACAAAUAUUUUAAGGUAAGUAAUGAGCGUACUGUAUAUGCAGUCUACCGCUCUAGGGCACUUCAAAUGUAUAUUAUGUGUGGGUGGGGUGACCAUACCUACCACAACUCACCUCUCACACUAUACAGUGGACCCCCGGUUAACGAUAUUUUUUCAUUCCAGAAGUAUGUUCAGGUGCCAGUACUGACCGAAUUUGUUCCCAUAAGGAAUAUUGUGAAGUAGAUUAGUCCAUUUCAGACCCCCAAACAACACAUACAAAUGCACUUACAUAAAUACACUUACAUAAUUGGUCGCAUUGGGAGGUGAUCGUUAAGCGGGGGUCCACUGUAUUAAGACUACAAAUAUUUUAAGGUAAAUAAUGAGUGUACUGUGUGUGUAUUUUAAUUUUUAUUGUUUUUAAUGCCUAGUUCUAUUGCUAACUUCAUAUGUAGAUGUUGGUGUAAACUUGUUAUCUGGCAUUUAUAAGUAGAAAAAAUGGUGUUCUUCUUUCUGGUGAUGUCUGUUUUCCGGCGGUAGCCUGGAACCUAACCUGCCGUGUAAGUGGGGCCCUACUGAAUAGUGGUUUGUUAGUAGUUGUGGCAGUGUAGUAGUUUGUAAGUAGUGCAGUUUUGUUGGUGUCAUAGUAAAGUGUUAGUAGAGGUAGUUGUGAUGUAGAGAUCUUCGUAGUUAUGGGGCAGGGAUUCUUGUAGUUGCGUUGUGAUAGUAGUUGUGAUGCAAGCAUGCUCAAAGUUGUGUAGGGAUGGUGGUAGUUGUGGCAUAGGGAGGGUGGUAGUUGUGGCAUAGGGAGGGUAGUAAUUGUGGCAUAGGGAGAGUGGCAGUUGUGGCAUAGGGAGGGUGGUAGUUGUG
Molecule: messenger RNA, 10974 nt
Organism: Cherax quadricarinatus
Lineage: Eukaryota; Metazoa; Arthropoda; Malacostraca; Decapoda; Parastacidae
Product: zinc finger protein 525
Biological process (GO): regulation of transcription by RNA polymerase II
Cellular component (GO): nucleus
Molecular function (GO): DNA-binding transcription activator activity, RNA polymerase II-specific; RNA polymerase II cis-regulatory region sequence-specific DNA binding
Source: RefSeq, a predicted model, not a curated record